UCAUGAGUUUCGCCCGGCUAACUACAGCAAACUUUGCCGCACGAGAUCACGCAACAAGGCGUUUGUCCCCAAGCCAUAAUGCGAAGUUACCCCCGCGUGCGCUGAUCCUCACACCCGAGACAUGCAGAGUCAACCAGGCGAGGCUCAGUGAUAGCCGAAGUCCUGUUCCACAGAGUGCCCCACGUCACUCAGAACCAGCCGUAGCAGUCGGCCAUGUCAAAUGCCUAGUUGAGAUACGCCGCGAGCAUCAGGCUGAAGCCCCAUCCAGAGCCGAGUCCGAGUUGCCUAACGAUUUAGAGUUGUUCAUCGAUGAAGACUGUAACGACGCCGAGACCCCUGUUGAGCUUAGGAACACCAAGUCAUCGAGUCCAGAGGUGACUCGUGCAGUGUUGUGGUAUUCGAGUGACCCACAUGAGUUGUACAACGCUAGCCAAGAUGUUGAAGCGCCCGGCAAUGCUAAGACGCUGCAUGCGGAGCCUGAGCUAGACGAAGGCUAUAUUCCUUCACCCGAGAAAGAUCCGGAUAAGACCUUAGAGACGCAGCACG
Messenger RNA from Cantharellus anzutake, 546 nucleotides. RefSeq lists its product as uncharacterized. The transcript has 2 exons. Lineage: Eukaryota; Fungi; Basidiomycota; Agaricomycetes; Cantharellales; Hydnaceae. The record is from RefSeq and is a predicted model, not a curated record. The annotation marks the transcript as partial.